AAACAUUUGUUCUACACAAAACGACACGUAGUUUUGUUUGUUUGUUUAUUUCGAAAUAGAAAGAGGAAGAGUGAAGCAUUGUUCAACUGCUAGUGUUUCACUGUCAACAAUGGUGGUUGAGACAACGAGGAAGAAGAAGAAGAAGAUGAGGUGGAGUGUGAUUUUCUGCGUUUUCGUUUGUGUUUGGGUUGCGUCGAUCGAGUAUGGUGGUGUGAGAGUGAUGACAGAGGCAGAGUGGUUCAAACCCUUCAACGUCACCUACGAUCACAGAGCUCUCAUCCUCGAUGGCAAACGCCGCAUCCUCAUCUCCGCCGGAAUUCACUACCCACGCGCCACUCCCGAGAUGUGGCCUGAUUUGAUUGCAAAGGCCAAGGAAGGUGGGGCAGAUGUAAUUGAAACUUAUGUAUUUUGGAAUGGGCAUGAGCCAGUGAGAGGACAGUAUAAUUUUGAAGACAGAUAUGAUCUUGUGAAGUUUGUGAAGCUAGCUGCAUCCAGUGGACUCUAUUUCUUUCUCCGUAUAGGCCCCUAUGCUUGUGCUGAGUGGAAUUUCGGGGGCUUUCCAGUCUGGUUGCGUGAUAUCCCUGGUAUUGAAUUUCGAACGAACAAUGAACCUUUCAAGGAGGAGAUGAAGCGGUUUGUCUCCAAGGUGGUGAAUCUUAUGAGAGAGGAAAAGCUGUUUUCUUGGCAAGGUGGUCCUAUAAUUUUGUUGCAGAUUGAAAAUGAAUACGGGAACAUUGAGGGCUCCUAUGGCAAGGGAGGUAAAGAGUACAUUAAAUGGGCUGCUCGAAUGGCUCUAAGUCUUGGUGCUGGUGUUCCAUGGGUCAUGUGCAGGCAAACAGAUGCUCCAUAUGAUAUCAUUGAUACAUGCAAUGCAUACUACUGUGAUGGAUUUAAACCAAACUCUCGUAACAAACCAAUCAUGUGGACAGAGAACUGGGAUGGAUGGUAUACGCAGUGGGGUGAAAGAUUGCCUCAUAGACCUGUUGAAGACCUUGCAUUUGCUGUUGCACGUUUUUUCCAACGUGGAGGAUGCUUACAAAAUUAUUAUAUGUAUUUUGGCGGAACAAAUUUUGGACGCACUGCUGGGGGACCUUUGCAAAUUACAAGUUAUGAUUACGAUGCUCCAAUUGAUGAGUACGGUCUGCUGAGUGAGCCGAAGUGGGGCCACUUGAAAGAUUUACAUGCUGUUAUAAAACUUUGUGAGCCUGCUCUAGUGGCUGCUGAUUCACCAACAUAUAUAAAAUUGGGUCCAAAUCAGGAGGCACACGUGUACCAAGCAGAUGUUCACGCUAAAGGAUUGAACUUAUCUCUGUCUGAAUCCUCUGGCAUAUGCUCAGCAUUUCUUGCCAACAUUGAUGAGCGGAAAGCGGCAACUGUGACCUUCCGUGGUCAAAGAUACACUAUACCACCUUGGUCUGUGAGUGUGUUGCCAGAUUGCAGAAAUACAGCUUUCAAUACUGCUAAGGUUGGAGCACAAACUUCAAUCAAACUGGUACAGUUUGAUUUGCCACUUGUCUCUAAUUUUUUCACAACCCAGCCAUUGAUGCACGACAAUGGCAUUUCCCACACCUCAAAGUCUUGGAUGAUUACAAAAGAGCCAAUCAAUAUAUGGAGCCAGAGCGGCUUCACUGCAGAAGGUAUAUGGGAGCACUUAAAUGUAACAAAGGAUCAAUCUGACUAUCUUUGGUAUUCAACCAGAAUAUAUGUUUCAGAUGGUGACAUCUUAUACUGGAAGGAAAAUGGUGUUAAUCCAAAUCUUAUUAUAGAUGGUGUCCGUGAUGUAUUGCGCAUUUUUGUCAAUGGCCAACUUGUAGGUAAUGUUGUUGGUCAUUGGGUCAAGGUGGUUCAGACUCUUCAAUUCCUGCCAGGAUACAAUGAUUUAAUACUGUUAUCUGAAGCAGUGGGUCUGCAGAAUUAUGGUGCCUCCCUUGAGAAAGAUGGAGCAGGAAUUAGAGGUGUAAUCAAGCUCACUGGAUUUAGAAAUGGAGAUAUAGAUCUUUCAAAAUCGUUGUGGACCUACCAGGUUGGGCUUCAGGGCGAGUUCUCAAAAUUUUACAGUGAAGAGAAUGAAAAUGCAGAAUGGGUAGAAUUGACUCCUGAUGCCAUUCCAUCCACAUUUGCAUGGUACAAGACAUAUUUUGAUGUCCCUGGUGGCACAGAUCCAGUUGCUCUUGACUUUGAGAGCAUGGGGAAAGGUCAGGCUUGGGUGAAUGGUCACCAUAUUGGAAGAUACUGGACUCGGGUUUCCCCCAAAAGUGGAUGUGAACAAGUCUGUGAUUACCGUGGAGCAUACAAUUCCGACAAGUGUACAACUAAUUGUGGAAAACCAACUCAAACCUUGUACCAUGUGCCACGAUCAUGGUUGAAAGCCUCUGACAAUUUACUUGUUAUCUUUGAGGAAACUGGAGGAAAUCCCUUUAGGAUUUCUGUCAAGUUACAUUCGGCUAGAAUAGUGUGUGCUAAAGUGUCAGAAUCCCACUAUCAACCUUUGCACAAGUUGAUGAAUGCAGAUCUCAUUGGUCAAGAAGUUUCUGCGAAUAGUAUGAUACCUGAAUUGCACUUGCGUUGUCAAGAUGGACGCAUCAUUUCCUCAAUAACAUUUGCUAGCUAUGGAAAUCCAGAAGGGAGUUGUCAGAGUUUUUCAAGAGGGAACUGUCAUGCACCUAGUUCAAUGGCUAUAGUUUCCAAGGCUUGCCAAGGGAAAAGGAGCUGCUCCAUUAAAAUAUCAGACACUAUAUUUGGAGGUGACCCUUGCCAGGGUGUUAUGAAAACGCUGUCUGUGGAAGCUAGAUGCACAUCACCAUCAGUGAUGGUUUCUUCCAACUUCAAGGAUGUAAGCAGCUUUUAAAAUGGGUCAUCAACAAAUAAAAAGUGGCCUUUAAUUGUGUUCAUUGUUUGAUUGUAUAUUAUGGUACUAUGCUAAAUCUCAUGAUUUUGUAAAUAAUGCAAGGUCGUAAAUAAACAAUUUAUUUUUAUCAA
Molecule: messenger RNA, 2979 nt
Organism: Lotus japonicus
Lineage: Eukaryota; Viridiplantae; Streptophyta; Magnoliopsida; Fabales; Fabaceae
Product: beta-galactosidase 9
Exons: 19
Coding region: 110-2848 (912 amino acids)
Biological process (GO): carbohydrate metabolic process
Cellular component (GO): cell wall; vacuole
Molecular function (GO): carbohydrate binding; beta-galactosidase activity
Source: RefSeq, a predicted model, not a curated record